Messenger RNA from Syzygium oleosum, 432 nucleotides. RefSeq lists its product as uncharacterized. The record is from RefSeq and is a predicted model, not a curated record. The coding region runs from base 1 to 432 and encodes 143 amino acids. Lineage: Eukaryota; Viridiplantae; Streptophyta; Magnoliopsida; Myrtales; Myrtaceae. The transcript has a single exon.
AUGCAGAGAGUUCUCGAUGCUUUGGGUGUUCAUAGCAGCUUUUGGGAUGAUAUCCUAAGAAUUAUUAUGCGCACGGCAUUUCGAGGAUCGGGUCAUGGCCAUCAACAGUUUAACAUGAACAUAAAUUUGGAUUUGGCCACGAAAGAGGAAGUCGAAAUGGAAGACAUCACUGGAGGAUAUGAGUCGGAUACUGACCAAGUCGCGCAGGGUGUCUCCAGAAGCACCAUCGAGAAGCUCGAGUGGAAUAGCUGCUCUGUUUGGGACGGUGACGGAUGUUGCUGCAUUUGUUUAGAGGAACUAAAUGGGGCGGACAAAGUGAUGGAGAUACCGUGUUCACACCUCUUUCACAGCAAAUGCAUUGUCGAGUGGCUUGAGGCGAACGAUUCAUGUCCGCUGUGUCGUGGCAAAGUAGAAGUAGAAGAUCCUGAGUAG